GCCGCAGUGCACUACGUGGUGAACGAGGAUGCCGAACACUUGAAAGAGUUGCUGUUCAGUAUCGAAAGCCUCUGGAUGCACUUCAACGAGCGCUUCGACUACCCAGUCCUCAUUUUCCAUGAUGGUUUGAGCCCCAAGACCCGCGAGAGCAUCGUGGCGAAGACGCCCGGACAGCGCAUUUGGUUCUUCUCGGUGGGGAACUGGGUCCCCAGCGAGGCCCAGCACGCUCUCCACAGCAACUUCGGAGCAGGAUACAUGGCUCAGUCCAGAUUCCGGUCAGGCCCGGUGUUUCACCACGAAGCCCUCGACGGCUUCGACUACCUCUGGUCCCUGGACAGCGACAGCCACUUCCCUGCCCCUGUGGACGUCGACCCCUUCUUGCAGCUGCACUCGAAUCCGGAGCUGGUGAUUGGCUG
Molecule: messenger RNA, 416 nt
Organism: Symbiodinium necroappetens
Lineage: Eukaryota; Dinophyceae; Suessiales; Symbiodiniaceae
Source: the annotation of a GenBank genome assembly